Monomorium pharaonis (pharaoh ant) is the source of this 1077-nucleotide messenger RNA. RefSeq lists its product as uncharacterized. The transcript has 2 exons. The record is from RefSeq and is a predicted model, not a curated record. The coding region runs from base 381 to 809 and encodes 142 amino acids. NCBI's taxonomy places the organism in Eukaryota, Metazoa, Arthropoda, Insecta, Hymenoptera, Formicidae.
UUCGCAUGUACCGGGUGUGCAUUAUCUCAACCGGCCCCUCUCGCGCGCGCGCUGCCGUAUCAAACGGCGCGCGCGCGCCCCGCGUCCGCGCGAAACGCCGCCGUCGAAAGCAUUAUCGAGGGUGGAACAACGGGCGAGAGUGGGUGUGGUCCUGGUGUGUUUAUAAACUGGAUUAAGGGGAAUCAACAGCCCGACGUUCCGUUCCGCUGCGCCAUUUAUUCAGUGCACACGCUCGUCCGACACCCCGGCGCGGCCCGUCGGACGCUCGCUCGUUCGCCCGAUCAUUCCGAUUGAUCACGUAUUUAGCUCGAAAGUAUACCACUUGCGUGUGGUCCCAUUAUUGAGGAUCGUGCUGUCCGGCGUAAUGGUUUACUGUGAGAAUGUAUACGCACGAGAGGGAUGCAAUCGGCGCUGGAAGGUUACCAGUUAGAAUCGUUGAUUCAAUUUGGUUCUUAUCGAGUAAUCUUCGUUUAUUGUUGAACAACUUUGCGACGAGGGAAACAAAGGAGCCUCGCCUUCUGUCGGGUCGGAGAAACCGAGAGUCGACAGAAGCCGAGCAGCGACAGUUAUCGACGAGGAUACGAAGGGCGCACGUCCGCGCGGCAGAGAGGUAUCUGCCGUUCGAAGUUGGUUGUCGCGUUCAUCACAGGGAAUUGUAUAUUCUCUUUCUUGGAAUUUUGGGUCUUUACGCGAAAAAUGAGAGACGUAAAACGAGCGAGGUGGAACAAUUCGCCGACAUUAUAGACUACAUUGUGGCGACUGAGGACGCCGGUUCUCGAGAUGAGUAUAAAAGAUACACCUCGGGGUAGCCACGUCAGUUGUUGUAGCGGCGCGGACGAUAAUCACAGAGAAUUGCGGUACCUUCCCUUUUACCCUGUUCAUUGCUUAAAAAGAAAUUUAUUUUAUUUUCAGCUCUAAGCGUACCAUAAUGCAAUAAAGUCCGAUAUGAUGGAAAUAACCGCAUAUUCGAGUUUGACAGGUACGCGAAAAAAAAAAGAAAAUUAGUAAUAAACAUUAAUUAAAAUAAAUAAUAAAUAUGUAAAUAAAUAUAAAAAUAUAUAAAAAUAUAUUUAUGGA